CAUAUGGCUCACCGCACCGCGCAUGCGCAGCUGCACUGGCCUGAUGCUGUUUUGUUGAGAGCUUGCUUGAGAAUAGAGAGUGAAACUUCAAGGCUUCGGGGGAAGAAACGAUUUUAGUCUAAAUAGGUACAUGAGUUUGCAGGCGUGUCCUCCUCCUGUCAUGAGAUCUUGUCUGGCCUCUGGCUGUCCCUCCUGCAGUUGAUGACUCUGCAGCCGGUGUGGAGAUGACGGACAGUGUCAGAGCGUUUGUCCGCAAUGUUGCGACGGGGAUCAAGGACUCCAUCCUGGGCAUUAGAACCAUCUCUAAGCUCGAUGCUCGGAUUCAGCAGAAGCGGGAGGAGCAGAGGAGGCGCAGAACGAGCGGGGCCCUGGCGAUGAGACGGGCUCAGAGCGAGGAACGGAAACAGGACAGUGAACCAAAACUAGCAAGUCGUAUUUUUCAGUGCUGUGCCUGGAAUGGAGGCAUAUUUUGGCUAAGCCUGUUCCUGUUUUAUCGGGUGUUUAUCCCAUUGCUGCAGUCCCUCACUGCUAGAAUCAUAGGUGACCCUUCGCUGCAUGGUAACGUGUGGUCCUGGCUGGAGUUCAUCCUUACAUCUGUAUUCAGUGCUCUCUGGGUCCUGCCUCUCUUUGUUCUUAGCAAGAUAGUCAAUGCCAUUUGGUUCCAGGACAUUGCUGAUCUGGCGUUUCAAGUGUCUGGACGGAAAGCUCAGCCUUUUCCCAGCGUCAGCAAGAUCAUUGCAGACAUGCUCUUCAAUCUUUUGCUCCAGGCCCUCUUCCUCAUUCAGGGAUGGAUUGUGAGUCUCUUCCCCAUUGAUGCUAUUGGUCAGUUGGUCAGUCUCCUGCACAUGUCUCUGCUCUACUCACUUUACUGCUUUGAGUAUCGCUGGUUUAAUCACGGGGUUGAAAUGCACCAAAGGCUGUCAAACAUUGAGAGAAACUGGCCGUAUUACUUUGGCUUCGGUUUGCCCAUGGCACUACUGACUGCGAUGCCAUCGUCAUACAUCAUAAGCGGCUGUUUGUUCUCCAUUCUCUUCCCGCUCUUCAUCAUCAGCGCUAAUGAAGCAAAGACCCCAGUCAAACUCUACCACUUCCAGCUCCGCCUCUUUUCCCUGGUCGUCCUCAUCAGUAACAAACUGUUCCACAAGACGGUGCACCUGCAGAGCUCCAUCACGACCUCCACGCCCACAGAGAAGUUGCCCUCGCCACACCUGUCCCCUACGCGCCAGCGACCCAUGCCCCCACAGUGACCUCUUUCAGGAUUCCCAGUUGGGUUUGGUUUGAAAGAGUCAGGUGGAUGGGGAAAAAAUAUAGUGUUUUCUGUCAAUGUUCUCCUGAGGGAUGAAUGGGAAGGGUUAGUAAUGUGAAUGGCCGGUGUUUGGAACUUGAUCGCCUUGUGCUGAUACACAAGGUCAUGAUUUUCUCUGUGAUUUUUGUUGGACUAUUUUUGUACCCAUUAUGUGCCAUUUGGGCGAUUUGUAGAGAUAGCACAAAGAACAAAGCAUGCACAUUUUCUGUGAACUGGCUAUCCUCCUCUUUUAGGUCCUGUAGUUUCUAUCUCGAGUCGUUUUUAUCUAUUUAUGGCCUUCUUUUUAAUUUUAUGUAAUGGCUUUUUCUGCCUUGUGAGGGUCAGACAUAUGACAGUUUGUUUCUCAUUUAACACUAAACUCUAUGUGAUGCUUUAGCUAAUGACUUAAGUAAUGGAUGAGUAAAAACUGCACUGGAAUCUGGACUAGACUGAAAAACAAUCAAAUUGAAAGGCCUCUUUAUGCAAGGGAUGUUUCUUGACCUAAAAUGUUGCGAGUUGUCUGCUAGACGUUUUAAACUCAUUACUUUAUUGUCUGCACAUCUUAAUGGAAUGGUUUGGCUGAAAAUCAUUUAUUCCCCCUCAUGGUUUCUCUCAUCUGUGGAACACAAAAGUAGAUAUUUCGCAGAAUGUUAAUGCAGCUCAAAUCCCUAUAUCCUUGUAAUUUAUGAAAAACAGCAGUGUGGAAAUUCUUUGAAAUGUCUCCUUUUGUGUUCCAUAGAAGAAAAUCAUGUUAGGAACCACAUGAGGUUGAGUAGAUGAUAGCAGUAUGUUUUUUUUUAAUGUAAUUUUUCUGAACUGUUCUAGAAGUAACAAUGUAAACUCAAAAGGGAGCUGCUUUAAUUUGGUUUCUUUUAUAAUGCGUUUUUAUUUUGGGAAUACCAUGUCAACAUGAUCCAGUGUCAUCUGUAAUGGUUUGGGGAUGAUUUCCAACAGUAUGCACAAGCUUUAGGAAUCUGCUGCUGUCAGGUGACACUGUCAAACUGUGUGACAUGUGUGAAACUGUUCUUUAAAUGAUCACGGAUCUAGUUUCUGAUGAGUGCUGGCAUGUUAAGUGGAUGUCUACUGUGGUGUAUGUUUCUGGAGUUCAGUACCUGGACCUGUUUUGAAACAUUUGAAACUGAAGCACAUAUUAUGUCAUUGUAUCUGCGGGGGGUGGGUGGUGUGUGUUUUUAAAAAAGGGUUGUAAUUAUCGUCAGGAGUCAAUAGUGUUACACCUACAGAUGGAAAUUUGUGAGUGACAUUUUGUAAAAGUAUUACAUUAUUUCAAUAAAUUUGGUCUGUGUACAGUA
This is a messenger RNA of Carassius auratus (goldfish), 2595 nucleotides long. It is a transcript of the gene ei24, whose product is annotated as EI24 autophagy associated transmembrane protein. Lineage: Eukaryota; Metazoa; Chordata; Actinopteri; Cypriniformes; Cyprinidae. The transcript has 11 exons. The record is from RefSeq and is a predicted model, not a curated record. Bases 225 to 1247 code for a protein of 340 amino acids. Gene Ontology annotation, biological process: macroautophagy. Gene Ontology annotation, cellular component: endoplasmic reticulum.